AUGGAUACUAUUGCUAACGCAGAAAUUAACAAAGAAUAUCGAGCUGCGAUCGAAGAGAUAAUACAACAGCCGCUUUUGGCCGGCAAAAAUAAUGUGGAAGCUGUAUCAGCCGCGGCGGAGAAGCCCGCGAAAACACCGGCGCAAAAGGCGAUGAGAAAGACUUUCAAAGGGACGGCUCAUCUGGCGAACCUCCUCCCGACGGGGUCGGUCCUGGCGUUCCAGAUUCUGUCGCCGGCGUUCACCCACCAGGGUCAAUGCCGCAGCCGCGUCAGCCAGGCGACCACGUUCGGCCUCCUCGCCUGCUGCGCCGCCUCCUGCUUCCUCCUCUGCUUCACCGACAGCUUCCGCGACGCCCGGGGGAAGGUCCGCUACGGCGUCGCCACUUUCCGGGGGCUGUGGAUCGUCGACGGCUCGGCCGGCGCGGUGAUCGCGGCCGAGGAGGCGGAGAAUUACCGGCUUAUGGUUAUCGAUUUUUUUCACGCGCUGGCGUCGCUGCUGGUGUUCGCGGCGGUGGUGGCGUUCGAUGAGAAUGUGGUGAGGUGCUUCUGCCCGGCGCCGUCGGAGGAGGUGAAGGAGCUGCUGGUGGCGGUGCCGGUGGGCGUUGGGGUUUUGUGUAGCUUGUUCUUUGUUGCCUUCCCCACUAGGCGUCAUGGCAUUGGCUUCCCUCUCUCUCGGAACUAG
Molecule: messenger RNA, 681 nt
Organism: Morus notabilis
Lineage: Eukaryota; Viridiplantae; Streptophyta; Magnoliopsida; Rosales; Moraceae
Product: protein DMP7
Exons: 1
Coding region: 1-681 (226 amino acids)
Biological process (GO): endomembrane system organization
Source: RefSeq, a predicted model, not a curated record